GGUAUAGUCGCAACAGGGCAACAGGGCAUGUGUGUAAAGUGAAGGUCAUGAACUUUCACCUUAUAACAGUUUGAAGUUCGGAAUAUUUUGUCAGGGAGAUGAUUGGAUCCAUGAAGUGAAAAUAAAUGUAAAUAAAAAGAGGUGUAUUGGAGGAUAGGUAAAGAAGGAGAUUGAGGAGUUCAUGGUGAAGAGGAUUUGGAUUAUUGCAACAGACUGAUCACUCGAUACCAGACAAUGCAGGUGUCUGACUGGGACAUACACAUCAAGAAGAAAUUCACUGUGUUUAUCUCAUAAUGAACAAAUUACAGAACUCCAGUGUUGAAAAACGUUUCUGUAUUAACAUUACACCACUAGCCAGACUGGUUUUAUACUUCCCCACAAAGCUUAGCCAAUGUAGAUGGAGCAAAUGCUGGACAUAGAUAUGAGUACAGGUCUUGUGGUGCAGGACAAAGUGCGCUCAUUAUGUCUGGGUGUUGAGCUGUGUGUUGUUUGUGGUGACAGGGCAUCAGGUCGUCAUUAUGGUGCAAUUAGCUGUGAAGGUUGUAAAGGAUUCUUUAAACGCUCAAUUCGUAAGCAGUUGGGAUACCAGUGCCGUGGGAACAAGAAGUGUGAAGUGACGAAACACCAUAGAAAUCGGUGUCAGUAUUGCCGCCUUCAGAAGUGCCUGGCUAUGGGCAUGAGAAGUGAUUCUCCCCAUGUUUUAGCCGUCCAGCAUGAGAGAAAGCCAAUGACUGAGAAGAGAGAUUUUUCAUCAUCUGUUGGCAUGAACAACAGUGGAUCGGGUUUCUCUUCAAAUCCAGCAAACAAGAUUUUCAUCAGAAAGGACUUGGUCAUGGACUCAAAAUCAUCAGUGUUGCCACCUGCCUUUAGCCUUUCUGACCUUGGACUGAUGAGUUCUAAAAUAACAGAUGGGGACAGUGUACAUCAGAUGUCUCCAAGUCAAGUCAGUGUUGAAGAAGAUGGUUCCACAGACAGUUUUCUAGCAACUGAAGAUAUCAGUGAUGCCUACAAUCUAGCACGGGACAGAAAUUUAAUUUCUCGUGCAUUGGAGACAGUAGCAAAGAACCUGAAUGGAAAUGAUGCUUUCGGAUUGAAUGUGGAUUAUGAAAAUGAAGGAGUGUUUGAAUUGGAAGGGGUUCUGUUACUGGAGCAACAUAUCCCUUUCAACUUGCAGACACCUAGUCCCAUGCCAGCCUACCUCAAUGUGCAUUAUAUUUGUGAAAGUGCGUCAAGAUUAUUAUUCCUGUCAGUACAUUGGGCUAGAAGCAUCCCUGCCUUCCAGCUGCUCAGUUCUGAUACCCAUGCGGUCCUGGUGCGUGGUUGCUGGGCUGAACUUUUUGCCUUGGGUUUGGCUCAGUGUUCAGAAAUAUUAUCAUUGCCCACCAUACUGUCAUCAAUCAUAAAUCACCUACAGGCAUCAGUGGCGCAAGAGAAGAUUUCAGCGCUACAUAUAAAACAGGUAACAGAUCACAUCUGCAAAUUGCAGGAGUAUGUGAAUGGCAUGGCACGACUACAGGUUGAUGAACACGAAUAUGCAUACCUCAAGGCAAUAACACUUUUUAGUGCGGAUCAUCCUGGGUUGUUAGCUAGGAGACAAGUAGAAAAGUUUCAGGAGAAGGCGUUCCAAGAGCUACGCUGUUACGUGAAUCAGACCUUCCCUGAAGACAGGGAUAGGUUCCCUCGUCUUCUCCUGAGACUUCCGCCUUUACGAGCACUUCAGCCACAAGUGAUGGAAGAACUGUUUUUUGCUGGGUUGAUAGGAAAUGUACAGAUAGAUAGUGUGAUACCAUACAUUCUUCGAAUGGGUGCAGGAGAAUACAGUAGUCAGCUAGGUAGUGAGAACAGUGCAGAGCAAGGAAAGAGAGUGUUCAAAGUGGAGGAUAAUGAAGAAGAGACCUGUUAGAAUACACUAGUAAAAGAACCAUAGAUUUUUGUAAAUAUAACAGUUUUAUAGCAUUUAUAGAAUAUUUUUACACUUGAUUGAAUUGUGUAGGAUGACUGCCCUGUUGUUGUUGUUGUUGUGCAAUAUUGAAGUCUGUGUCUGGAAUUGGUGCCUUUCUACCAUACACUGAAAAAUGCUGUGACUGAUACUUCAUUGCUGGUACUGUGUUACUUUGCCCCAUUUCUCUUGAGCAAUGACACUGAAUUACUCUUGACUGAUGUUUUUCAGCCCACUGGCAGUGAAUUACUGCAGUGAUAAUCUUCAAACACAGACUGAUUUCUAUUGCUUGAAUUUCAAGAGCCAAUGGUCUUCAUAUUUUGUUAAAUUGUAUUAGCCUUGCUGCUGCAUUUUAUAAAAUGAGUCAUUAGCCACACUGAAAGUCUGAUGUACGUACUUUAGCUAGAACAUAGUAUGAUAAUCAUCAUUGAAUCCUGAGCACGAUAAUUUUGAAGUUCUUACAUGCUCAUGCAGUACAGCACAUCUUCUCAUUAUUAGGUAUGUGGGGUUUUACUUUUUCAGCUUGAGAUGUGAUUGAGACAAGAAUUUGAAAAGAAUUUCAACAAUUGUGAUCAGAACUAGAAUUUUCUUUACUACACCAAUUUUUUCAUUGUAUACUGUAUAACACUAGCCACGUUUUUACAAUGCACUGAAGUGUACUACUUAUGUUUUUUGACAUCAGAUCCUUUUUCAAAGAGGACGUUUCAUAAAUCAUUGCAGUGAAAAGAAUUAAUUUAUAGGACCAUGUCAUUCUUCACAGUAGACAGAUACAAGGGAGAGAGAUUUUCUACACAAAUUGGUUGUACCGGUAUUGCCAGCUGUUGGGAUUUUGAUGCAUGCGGUAGUUUACAUGUUACUGCGUGAAGCAAACAUGGUUAUCCAAGAAUUUUUGAAGAUUGAGACAGAGAUCUUUCCUUGAUUGAAUCUAAGAUUCAAGACUCACACACGCCUAAAAUAUUGUCACAUGAUCGAGUUUGGAUUGGUGUGUUUAAAACACACAACUUGUGACUACACGCAGAGCACUGUCACACAGAGAGUAGUGUUCUCAAUCAUAGUGUUUCUUCCUCUGCUUCUGGACUCACGUAUUCACAGGCUGGCAGCCAUUUCACACCAGCCUCCUACUUGUCUGUCAUUUUGAGACUGUAGACUUGACUGACUGGUAAUGGCAGCUGGUCCUCAUUAUAUAGCCUCAGUAUGGACUGCACAGAAAAUGCCACUUCCAACACCUCUUCUCUUUUUGUGUGCAUGUCUGUUGAGGCUAUCAUGUGAGCUACUGAGCCAUUGCCUGGCAACAUACAUAUUCGCAGAGCCCAUUAUCAGCAUAUAGCUACUAGACCUGAUUGAUCUGUAGGCAUGCAGCAACAUGCAUUGGACUCAGAUCUGUUAUGUCACCUUCUGACUUGGCUGCAUUGUUCACAUCAGUGGCGAGACUGUCAUAUCUUGUCUAUGAAGAGUGUCACUGCAUGCAUGAAUACUGUUUAUAUAUCUAGGCUUGAAUACAAUGCAUCGACAAUUAUGUAUUAUUGUCAGUAAACGUCAGAUUGUGGCUUACAAUUUCUGCAACAGCAGUAGCACUGAUGUGUUAUGCUAAUUAAUAACCCUCCAUGCCACAGAGCCAUAGCAGACUGUUAUUCUUGCAGAGUAUUUUAUUUUAUUUUAUAUUUUUGAUUCUCUGUCAACUUUUACAUGUCCUUAUUUUGUUACUAUCCAGUUCUCACUCAUUAUUGCCUGCAAGUCUAUUCUUUAAUGAUAAUUCCAGUUUUAAUUAAUUUAAAUUGAUUUGUUUAUUUCUCUCUCACAGCAAUUAAUCUGUAAUUGUAGAGGACGGAGUUAUGUCUUUCUUUAUAUGGUUUAUGCAGGGUGUAAAUAACAUAUGUUACAGCGCUCUGUGGUAGAUAGAUGGGUUCAAUCUGAUCAUAUUUUUUUAAUACACCCAUGUCCAGAGAACCUUCCUUUUGACACUAAGGGCCACAAAAUUUUCCAAGAGGAUGCAUCAGUUUUAGGGGAUGUUAUCGUUGUUUUGCAUUAUAAAAGUUCCUCAAAAUGGCGGCUGCCAACUUCAUUGCAUGUUCUGCAUUGCCUAGCCAUGUUAUAUUGAACUCUGUGAAAGAUUCCCGGCUUUUCCCGCAUGGUUCCAGCUGCUGCUGCAGUUCUUACCACAAGAUCAUGCUGUGGCUUCACUGGAGUCUCAUACACAAGGCUUUGCAUGUACCCCCAGAGAAAGAAAUCCAGUGGAGUCAAGUUGGGGGGAGCGAGGGGGACCAGGUUAUUGGGCCUCCACUUCCAGUCCAUCUGUUGCCAAAAGUUUCAUCCAAAUACUCAUGGACAACAGUAGUGCAUUGUGCUGGGGCUAAGCUUUGCUUAGCAUAAGGGGUACCUGUAGGACAUCUUGACUAGUUCUCAAGAUUUAUAUCAGAUGGCUUGGUGACAACUGUGACUGCAUGAUCCCUUGGUUUAAAAUAUUUUACUCGUGUUUUGCUUCUUCUAAUGCUUGCUGUGUCUGAACAGUAUGGCUGUUUUUUGCUACCACCAUACUGGUGUAUGUGUACUUUUCUUUUAUCUUGCUGUUCACAUGGUUGAUGAAUUUAUUUCUUGAUAUUGUUGGGUUUAUGGACUUAUUCUGCCACUAUUCUGAAAGAACAUGUUUUGGAAGCUAGAUCUGCUUCCAUCAUUAAGUGAAAGGAUGAUGAAGGAAGUCAGGAGAAGUAAAUAGAAGAAGUGAAAGACAACAGUGGUUUCAGUAACAGUGGGGUCCAAUGGGUGUGUAAUAAGCAAACAAUAAAGUUACAAUUGAUCGAGGUCAUGAGGUACACAGUAGCCAGUACAUUACCACAAAGUGCCACUAACUAUGGUGUUGUUUGAUUUUACGCAAUGGCCAACCUAGAGGGUAAGGCUAGAAAAGCAAGGAAUAAAUAGAGUGAAUAAUACAAUAAAACACUGCACCAGGAAUAGACCCAUGAGGUAGGGAUAGACAAAACAAGCCCCACAGAACCAGCAGAGAUGAGUAUGACCGAAGAAAAUUUGGCAAAUAGAAGCCAAAUCUGAAUUUAGAAAUUAAACGCUCGCCUCCUUGUCUCCGAUCCGAAAUCCUCCCCUAGCCGCCUUAGGGUAUUACAUCCAGGCCACAGCUACAACCAGCUCACCACUCAGUCCCAAAUGACCUCCAGGCUGUAUGUAUGUAAGCAAGACACAGGGUGAUAGGAUGGAGUGGAGGUAACCAGGAAGUCAGCAGGUUCGAGGAGGAGGGGGUAAAAUCACAGUUAGAUUGAAGGGCAACAGAUUGUUUCAAAAAGUGUUCUGAAUGGGCAUGGCUCAGUUUGGUUCAUUAGAAAGAGCUACUCCAAAACUUUGACUAACAGCUAAAUUGCUGCUGGGCUUUGCGAGCACGGUGAUCCUUGGUUCUGAGUCCCAGGCUGUAUCUUACUCGCUGAUGACUCUGGGAGCCUUCAGAUCUUUUGUCAACUAACUGUCUCCUGUCUCAAUCAUUGAACAGUAACUAAAUCUAUAUAGAUACUUUGGAUUGAUUUUUAUCAAAGUGUCUGCCAGAUUCACUAUCUCUUUCACUAGAAAUUUGAUGAUACAGUGCUGUUUUACACUAGGAGUGACAAGGUCUGACACCGUCUUGUACUGGUUAUAAUGCACAGAAGUGGGGUGCAUGGCUGCUUGCCAGGCAGUGAGUGCAGUUUUUCCACCAACUGUCCUUAAAAAGAGUUUCAUUUUUCUGAUGCCCAUGUCUCCAGAAAAAAAAAAGACUGAAGUCCAGGUUAACCUUCAACCACUCUCAUAUUUGAAAUAAUGUUAAGUCUGUAUUAUAUAGGCGAGUCCUCACGGUCAUUAUCAGUGUAUCUUCUUUGGUUUAUACAUAUUCAGUUAAUUUCAUAACUUCUUCUGUGUGGGCUUCUGCCUGCAUCAGCCUGUUCCUCCCCCUUUUCUGGAAACACAUGAAAGCAGUGUUGAAUCUUGUAUGAAAUUUAGACUAGGUUAGUUGUUACAAAUAUAUACAAAAUGUGUGCAUGACUGAUGAUAUUUUGGUUGAUGGUAUUGACAGUUACUGUGUCUGGUUACUUACUGAAUAUUUAAAAUUAGUAUACAGAUCAUACUGUCACAUGAUAAGAGUGUGACUAUGGGUGGGUUCUGGAUUGUUGACCAGAUUUAUUGGACUCUUGUACACACAUCUCAUGACUAAUCUUUUCAAUGCUAUUACACACACGCACUAGUGUCCACAGUGAUAUCUGCACUGCUGUUGCUUUGUAGCAGAUUGCAGCAGCAGACGUUCCCCUGGCUCUGGGUUUCUGAACGGUCCCCAACCUCAGCUACCAGCUUCUAACAGCAGCAGCUCACAAUGACUGAACUACAGCAGCCCUGUAAUUCAUUGCAACAGUUAAGUGGUCCAACUUAUAACAUCUUGGCAUGGACUGCACAGAAAACAACAUUCUGUUUUGUUGUUUAUGGGCCGCUUCCUAAUAACGCCCAGCUGUUGUGACUCCACAAUUCUGGCUUUUAACGAAUGUGCCACAGUAUCUUAUCACAAGUCUGUCACUGUGAUUCUCAUAGAAAAUUUAUUUGUUGAUAUGUGGGAGUUUGCAGGAGUCAGUUCAUUUUUCAUUUCAUGUAUCCAUAAUGUAUAUGAGAAAGUAUUGUGGCCAUGAAAAAUCAAUAUUGGAAUGUUUAUGGAUUUAUACACUUUUGCCACAGAUUGUGGAAUAGUGGUUUUUGGAAUGCUGUUUGUCAGUAUGGGUGUACACCUCAUCAGCACAUGAAUGGCUGGAAGGAUUUUAUUUAUAUUUGGUAUUCAGGAGUUUAUCAAUCUUAGGUCAGUGCCCAGUGAAUCUGAACAUUCCAGCUCCAAAAUCAGAUAGGCCCCAAAAUGCAAAAUGGCGAUAUUCUGGAAAAUUGCUCCAAUGAUUUCGAGUAAAUUUCAGUCAUUUAUGGAGACCAUAUCCCUAAAUAAAAAUACACAGAUAGUAUAUUCAGGAGCGUAAUGGUAUGCACACUAAGGACCCAAACACGAAAUGUCAGUUUUUGUGAACUCAGCUUUACUGGUUAGAAGAGUUUUGUUGUUCAGUAUUCUGCAACCAGCAGUGGUGUACUAAACAAUAAUCAGUUCUGUUUCCAGGGUAAUUUAAGUGAGGUCAGUAACAUAUGAGAAGUGUAAGAUACCUUGAGCUGUUGCACUUCUUAAUACACGAAUUAGUAGCAAGGUCCAUGAAGUGCAUCAAGUUUAAGAUGAGAAUAUAAAAGACUGCCUUUACAUAUUUCGCCCACUAUUCACCAUCCUCAGAAGGCGUAGCCGAUGCCACAAAGAAUUACUGUACUUUACAUGUAUGAUAUGAUGAACAUAGAUGGCCAUAAAGGGAUUUCUACCAUUGUAAAUUGAGACUAGGCUCAGAUAUUAAUGUAAUUGAAAUAAGCUAUGUUUGUUAAAAUUAAUUAAAAUGUUAUGCAAUAGAAAUACAUGAACAGGAUGGCAUUCCUGUCUUUCUGCAGAUAUGACAGUGUGUAUAGACCAAUUGCUAAGCAGUGGCUCUGUAAACAGCAGCUGUUGCGAAGUAAUGCCCACAACAUGCAACAUGCAUGCUACAACAGAAGAGUGCGGUAAUGCAACUCAUUUUUAAGAAACAGUCCGGUAAACGUAUUUCCACGGAAACAGACAUCAACACAACAAUAGAAGAACAGUGUUUUCUGUGGAGUCCGUGUUGAAAUGUUAUAACCAGGGUAGUUGGUUGGAGUUGUCAGUAGUUCAGGUGUGGAGUGUUAACCAACAGGCAACUGCAUGCACACAGAAGCUGAAGA
Cryptotermes secundus is the source of this 7732-nucleotide messenger RNA. RefSeq names its product nuclear receptor subfamily 2 group C member 2 (gene Hr78). Gene Ontology annotation, molecular function: zinc ion binding; RNA polymerase II cis-regulatory region sequence-specific DNA binding; nuclear receptor activity. Lineage: Eukaryota; Metazoa; Arthropoda; Insecta; Blattodea; Kalotermitidae. Bases 398 to 1903 code for a protein of 501 amino acids. Gene Ontology annotation, biological process: regulation of transcription by RNA polymerase II; anatomical structure development; cell differentiation. The record is from RefSeq and is a predicted model, not a curated record. The transcript is spliced from 12 exons.